GCUGACUCUCUGCCUGAUUUCCCAGCUCGCUGAGGUUUCUUCCACCGACCACAAUGAACAAGUUCCUGUGCUGCACGCUUGUGCUCUUGGACCUUUCUGUGAAGUGGACCAUCCAGGACGACUCUCCUCGCACAUAUCCCCAUUAUGAUCCAGGGACAUCUCGUCAACUACUGUGUGAUCAGUGCCCUCCUGGGAGCUACGUAAAGGAGCACUGUACAGCCACCAGCCCAACGCAGUGUGCCCCGUGUCCGGAUCAGUACUACGCCGAAGAGUGGAACAGCAACGAUGAAUGCCAGUACUGCAGCGCUGUUUGCAAAGAGCUGCAGUACGUCAAGCAGGAGUGCUCCAGCACGCAGAACCGCGUCUGUGAGUGUGUCGAUGGCAGAUACCUGGAGCUUGAGUUUUGUUUAAAGCACACGGAGUGUCCUCCCGGAUUCGGCGUUGCACAGCCAGGUACCCCUGAGAGUGACACUGUAUGUGAGAGAUGUCCAGAAGGAUUUUUCUCAAAUGAAACAUCAUCUAAAGCAGUCUGUCUAAAGCACACAAACUGUAAUGCACUGGGCUUCAAAAUAGCAUUGAAGGGAAAUGCAGUUCAUGACAACGUCUGUCAGGAAAAUACAGAUACGACACCUCAAAAAUGUGGAAUAGAUGUAACCCUGUGCGAGGAGGCUUUUUUCAGGUUUGCUGUUCCUACUCAUCUCACGCCUAACUGGCUGAACAUCCUAGCAGACAGUUUGCCUGGGACUAAGGUUACCACAGAAAAUAUUGAAAGGAUUAAACAAAGGCACGGUACUCAAGAGCAGACCUUCCAGCUUUUGAAAUUAUGGAAGCAGCAAAACAAAGAACAGGAUAUGGUCAAGAAGAUUAUUCAAGAUAUUGAUCUUUGUGAAAAUAGUGUCUUAAGGCAUAUUGGCCACCCGAAUCUCAGCUUUGAACAUCUCAACACACUGAUGGCAAACUUACCAGGCAAAAAAGUGGGAAAAGAAGAUAUCGAGCGCACAAUGAAACUAUGUCAACCUACAGAGCAAGUUCUGAAGCUUCUCAAUCUGUGGAGAAUAAAGAAUGGUGACCAAGACACCAUUAAAGGUUUAAUGUAUGGACUGAAGCACUUGAAAACAUACCACUUUCCAAAACCAACCAUCCAAAGGCUGAAGAAGGCGAUUAAGUUUCUUCACAGAUUUACAAUGUAUAGAUUACACCAGAAACUCCUUUUAGAAAUGGUAAGGAACCAAAUUAAAUCAGUGAAAGUAAGAUGCGUCUAAUUCAAGAUAUUAUUCAUUCUUCACUGACUAUUUUUCCCUAAUUACUGCCAGCAGUAAUUAAACUGGAACGUUGUUUUCCUACAUUAUGUCUUACUAUUUAUAGAAAUGCCCGACUGGAAUAGCUCUAAGUCUUUUGCAGUGUUUUUGGAAGUUUUUU
Messenger RNA from Charadrius vociferus (killdeer), 1419 nucleotides. RefSeq names its product tumor necrosis factor receptor superfamily, member 11b (gene TNFRSF11B). The record is from RefSeq and is a predicted model, not a curated record. Gene Ontology annotation, molecular function: protein binding. Bases 54 to 1262 code for a protein of 402 amino acids. NCBI's taxonomy places the organism in Eukaryota, Metazoa, Chordata, Aves, Charadriiformes, Charadriidae. Gene Ontology annotation, biological process: signal transduction. The transcript is spliced from 5 exons.